GACGAACCGAAGAGUUGGGAAGAUACUGACACACCUGAAUAUUACUUCAGCUUAGUUACUUUAGAUCAAGACUUCAAACCUUUUCAGAGAAACUAAAGAUGGCUACUGGAUGGUCAACAAUUACAAAAGAAAACACCAACUUUGCUCGAUUGUGUAAAUUACUCAUCGAUGGAGGAACUCAUGCCCUUAGAGUCAUUUUUGAUGCUAAACAUCCACCUCACGAUCUAAAGAAACAUUUGAUGGACAGCAGGAUUCAUAACAUCUUAAAGAAUUUGAAGGCUAAAAAACUUCUACGACCAGAGCAGUGGAACAGACUGUAUCCAAGUGUAGGAAUCGCAACAUCUACAGGUUUUGACAUAACUCUUUUAAGUUUACUGUUACGCAAUAUCUGCAAUUUGCCAACACCAGUAAAAGGAUGGAACGAAGAGCCUGCUACAGGAAGUGUUAACGCGGAAGAUGAUGUAGUAAGGUUGAGAUUAUAUCGUAACAAACUGGGCCACAUCUCUGAACCAGCUCUAUCAGACGCUGAUUUCAACAAGUACUGGAACGACAUUGAAACUGUUUUGUUAAGACAUGGUGUAAACAAGACAGCCAUUGAUAGUCUUAAGACACAAUCCUUCGAAACAGAAGAUAAAAACUACUACAUCAAAUGCUUAAAAGAAUGGAUCGCUGAUGAGGCUGAUAGAGUAAUUCAUGAAGUAAAGGAAUCAGUAACGGAAUCAGAAAAGAGAUUGUUGGAAAAAGUUGAUAACGUGGAACAGAAGGUAGACCAACUAAGUUCAGAGCGACCUUCAAGUCAACCCGCAAAAUCUAAAGAUGUGCAACUUUACUGCGAAAAACUAAGGGAAGCAAUAAUAACCCAAACCGACGAUCUACAACCAAAAGGAAUGAUCCAUGCACCAAUGAAGACCGACGAUAUUUUCACCAAUGUGGUUGUUCACCACGGAAAGGAAAGAUGUCCAGAACAAAUGCAAUCGAGUGGACAGCACCCUGUACACCGUAAAACGCUGACCGAAAUCAAGCACUGCAGUGAAAUUUUUGUUCACAAAGAUGAAAACCUGACUUUCCUUAAAACAUUACGAGCAAAAAUUCGAAAGCUCAGAAAAAAGAAUCCUAAGAGAAUAAUAGUUUCUGGGGAACCAGGAAUAGGAAAGACCUUGUUUUCGCAGAAACUUGUUAGAGAUUUGGCCAAGAAUUCCAUAUCAAUCCCUGACGCAGAGUACACUUACCUGAUUCCCUUCAGAUUAUUAAACUCACUUGACAAAGAACUCAGCCUUCAAGAGCUGCUUAAUCUCUCCCCUUUGCUCAACGAAGCCACAAUGAUAGACGACGCGCUAAUGGAAUAUUUCUCUCAGCAUUCAGAGAAAUUAUUGAUUGUCCUCGAUGGCUUUGACGAAUAUAAAAAUCGCGACAAUAUACUCAAAGAUGAUGAAGGACCCAAUGAUAGUAAAGCCAAGAUGCCAGUAACAGCACUUGUCAGCAAACUAAUCCAAAAAAAGAUCUUGAGUAAUGCAGUGAUCACGGUAACCUCAAGACCGGGCGAAGCCGACGAGCUGAACCAAAAAAUCCACUUUGAUCGCUAUGUGGAAAUUUCAGGAUUCUCAGAACAACAGGUUAUUGAAUUUGUUGAGAAAUAUUUCAGUACAAAACCAGAAGAAGUAAAAAACAUGGCACUUAGCAAGGUUAAAGAAAGCGCGCACUACAUUUCAUUUGGUCGCGUCCCUUUCCGUUGUUUGUUGAUACUAAGACUGGUGUCAUUGCGAUGCCUGCACGAGUUUGGUCAAGACAAACGCUUGACAAGACAAGAACUAAAUACAAACCGUGACUACAGAUACUGGUCUAGUGAUGGGUUGAUUGGAUUACUUGGUGUAACCGACACGGACUGGGAUGGAAUCGCUAUGUUAGUAGAAUCCACUGCUACAUCAAUAUCAUCACCACCACACACAUUGUCCAUUGGUGACUCACCGAUAACCAUUACUGGGAUAAAGAGAUUGAUGUCAUCACUCAGUACAAACUGUUCAAUCACUAGACUGGAGCUGUGGUUGUGUAAUUUGAAUGAUGAACAUGUAAAGUGUUUAUGUAAAGAUUUACAAAAGACAAAAAUAACUGAGCUAGACCUGGAUGGUAAUAAGAUAACUGAUGGUGGAGUGUAUGACAUCAUGGUACACUUACCCAGUAAUCUCACCGAGCUAGACCUGUCUCGUAAUAACAUAUCUGCUAAAUGUAAAAAGAAAAGUAGACAAUUCUGUAGUGAUAAAUAUCCUGGUCUUGAGUUAUACAUAUAG
Messenger RNA from Exaiptasia diaphana, 2285 nucleotides. RefSeq lists its product as uncharacterized. The transcript is spliced from 4 exons. Gene Ontology annotation, molecular function: protein binding. The record is from RefSeq and is a predicted model, not a curated record. Lineage: Eukaryota; Metazoa; Cnidaria; Anthozoa; Actiniaria; Aiptasiidae. The coding region runs from base 99 to 2285 and encodes 728 amino acids.